Molecule: messenger RNA, 528 nt
Organism: Solanum stenotomum
Lineage: Eukaryota; Viridiplantae; Streptophyta; Magnoliopsida; Solanales; Solanaceae
Exons: 2
Coding region: 1-528 (175 amino acids)
Source: RefSeq, a predicted model, not a curated record
AUGGCACCAUUUGAGGUUUUGUAUGGUAGGAGAUGUCGAUCUCGAAUUGAUUGGUUUGAUGCAUUUGAGGUUAGACCGUGGGGUACAUAUUUGCUGAGGGAGUCCUUGGACAAUGUCAAGUUAAUCCAAGAUAGACUUCUCAUGGCUCAGAGUAGGCAAAAAAGUUAUGUAGAUCAAAAGGUUCGUGAUUUGGAGUUCAUGGUUGGAGAGCAGGUUCUAUUGAAGGUUUCGCCCAUGAAUGGUGUGAUGAGAUUUGGAAAGAAGGGCAAGUUGAUCCCAAGGUAUAUUGGUCCUUUCGAAAUCGUUGAGCGUAUUGGUGAGGUGGCGUAUGAGUUGUCUUUGCCACCUGAUUUGUCGGGUGUUCACCCCAAUUUGACUUUUGAGGAGGAGCCGGUAACCAUUUUGGAUAGGCAAAUUCGAAAGUUGAGGUCGAAAGAGAUUUCUUCAGUAAAGGUUCAAUGGAAGCAUCGUCUAGUGGAGGAGGCUACAUGGGAGACCGAGUCAGACAUGAGGAGUAAAUAUCCUUAG